CUUAUCUUAUGUUGGAUGCCAAAAAGGGGUGGUAGAUUCCUAGAACUGCUAUCACUUGUAUCAGCUAACUUUUUAUCGUCAAAGGCAGCAAAUUCUUUUUGAAACUUGCUCAUUAUUUCUGUACUAAAGUACCGAUUCUACCUCGUGAUACGUAUCUCCCAUCUGCAUCUCCCAGGCCUCGCCGGAGCCCUACUCGAGGUCUACAUAUACGCUACGACAACGUGCAGUGGCGCUGCAUGUGGCCAGGCAUCAUCCAUCCGCAUCCACCUACUAUUUGGGCGCCCUUGGGGCUCCAGUUCUCGGCAUAGCCCAGACUUGAGUCGAGUUCGCCCACGCCAGCGACGCAUAGUGGUCAAUGUAAUUGAGUUCAUCCGGCCAGUUGAAGUGAAGCCAGCAUGCCCUCUCUCAAGAAAGCAGCCUGUGAUUUAGCAACAGUUGUCCUGGCAACGCCUAUUGGCCAUGUGACAAUAACAGGAUGUGAAGUAGGUGUGCACAAGAUUUGUUUGACGGCAGCUAAAACAUUGCCACAACAGAGCACAAAGAUUGUUGAAGUACAUGAGGAGCCAAGCCAUUGGUCAGCUUCCUUGAAGGAGUGCUCUGAUUGGUUGAAAAAGUAUUUUGAAAAUGCAAACACAAUCAAGGGUCUUCCUCUUCCACCUCUUCACAUCACAGAAUUCAAAUCAGACUCUUUCUCAUCUCAAGUGUGGACAAAACUUGCAUCUGAUGUUCCAGCAGGGCAAACCGUGACCUACGGAGAGCUCGCCGCCAUGCUUGAUAAUCCUAAGGGGGCAAGGGCAGUGGGCGGGGCUAUGAGAAACAACCCCACCCCCUUGGUGGUGCCUUGUCACAGGGUGUUGGGGAGUGGAGGAAAGCUAGGGGGCUUCAUGUCUGAUAAAGGAAUUGUCCUGAAGGAGUGGCUCUUGAAACACGAAGGAGCCAGCUACUAGUACUAGAGUACUUUAAUGUUUCACCCAUUGGUAAAGUCUUGCGUUUUGUUCAUUUCUUUUAUGUUGCUGAUCCUAUUUUAGCACAGACUCGUACAUAUACUGCUAAGUUCGUGUUUGAAAUAAGUUUUGAUUUGUAGCAAUGCAGUCUCAUUUAAAGAUAUUUUUGUUCAUAACUCCAUGGUAGCAUUUUAGAGAAAUCCCAUCACGUUUUAUUUUGUAGACGUACUGUAAUAUUUUCUUUCUGUCUCUCGUAAGUUUGAAGUUGGUGGUGUGACUGAGGUUUGUACUAUGAAUCUUCUUGUUUUUACAUAAAAUUGACAGUUCAUGCCUACUCUUGUAUUGUUCCUCUCUUUCUUUCUUUAUUUCACUUUCUCUCUUCCCACCUCUUCUCUCUCUCUCCUCUUUUGCUACCCCCUCCCUUUCUCUCUGAUUAUUAUAACUAUUUGGCAUAGCUUUUGUCACUUUGAAUGAAUCACAUUUACCAUAAUUUAGUACGUUCUUGUUUAAAGGUAAUACAAAGUUUUGGUAUGGGGUCAUGAAUUUGGUUCCAAUGAACAUAUUGGAAGCAUAUGCGAUCCUACCACCAUCAGUGAUCGU
This is a messenger RNA of Strongylocentrotus purpuratus (purple sea urchin), 1544 nucleotides long. RefSeq names its product methylated-DNA--protein-cysteine methyltransferase (gene mgmt). The record is from RefSeq and is a predicted model, not a curated record. Gene Ontology annotation, cellular component: nucleus. Gene Ontology annotation, biological process: DNA repair. The transcript has 4 exons. Lineage: Eukaryota; Metazoa; Echinodermata; Echinoidea; Camarodonta; Strongylocentrotidae. Bases 396 to 947 code for a protein of 183 amino acids. Gene Ontology annotation, molecular function: methylated-DNA-[protein]-cysteine S-methyltransferase activity.